CUUCUUCACAGUUCACAAAUGGAGGCUACAGCUGCUGAGUCUUUUCCAUAUUUUUUUUCUUGGUAGACAUUCCUCCACGCCAUUUCUCAGUUCUUAUUCAUGGUUUGCAGGUGAUGCACUCCCACCAAGUGGUAUUUGUAUGCCCAUGGCCCACGGGUCCGGUCCUGUCGAGACCUGCAACUCUGCAAGGAAGGCAGGGCGGUCCCCUUAGUUAUGCUAAUCAGUUCAAUGAGAUAUACUGUACAACUAGAUAUCUAAUUGAGCCAGGAUUAUAUAUGGUUGAGACUGAUUAACUUCCACAUCUUCAUUUAUUGAUAAUAGCUGUACAUUCAUAUCUCUCUAUGAAUGUAAAUAGCUCCGCAACUAUUAUCUUUCUUAAUAAUAAUUUUACGCUGUUAGAUUGGGUAGAGCCACUGAAGCCCAAAAACUAACUCCCUCCAGACAAUUUGCUCAUCCAAAAUGGGUUCUUCCAUCACUGGUUCUGCUAAGAAAAGGAUAGCAGUUGUUACAGGAGCUAGUAAAGGUAUUGGAUUGGAGACAUGUCGACAGUUGUCCUCUAAUGGAGUUCUGGUGAUCUUAACAGCUAGAGAUGAGAAAAGGGGUAUUGAAGCUGUUGAAAAUCUCAAAGGGUCUGGACUGUCUCAUGUGAUUUUUCAUCAGCUUGAUGUGACGGAGCCUUCCAGUAUUGCUUCCAUGGCAGAUUUCAAAACCCAAUUUGCAAAGCUUGAUAUUGUGGUACUUCUUGUUGCCUUUAUCAUCCAAUUUCAUCACCCAGUUGCAGAGAAGACAGAAGAAUGUCUGAAAACAAACUACUAUGGCUUCAAAGAAGUAACUGAAGCACUUCUUCCCUUCCUUAAACUUUCUGAUUCGCCCAGAAUUGUUAACGUUUCUUCUCGGCGUGGGAAGUUAAAGUAUAUCUCAAAUUCCCGGGAUAAAGAGGUGCUAAGUGAUAUAGAUUGCCUCACAAAAGAGAGAGUAGAUGAGGUGUUGAACCAGUUUGUAAAAGAGUUCAAGGAGGGCUCAUUAGAAACUAAAGGUUGGCCUGAAAUUCUAACAGCUAAUACAGUUUCUAAGGCAGCUAUGAAUGCUUAUACAAGGAUUUUAGCAAAUAUGCUCCCUGGGUUCCACAUAAAUUGUGUUUGCCCAGGCUGUGUCAAAACUGACAUUAACUGCAAUACUGGGGUGUUAACUAUUGAAGAAGGUGCAAAAAGUGUUGUGAGGUUCGCUCUGCUUCCUGAGGAUGGCCCUUCUGGUCUUUUCUUUAUGAGGUCUGAAGUAUCCCUUUUUGAAUAAGAAUGGUUCUAUGGCCCUUCUGAUCUUCUUUGUUCAAAUAGAAGAUACCAUUUGCAAAGGA
This is a messenger RNA of Macadamia integrifolia, 1354 nucleotides long. Its product is annotated as salutaridine reductase-like. The record is from RefSeq and is a predicted model, not a curated record. Gene Ontology annotation, cellular component: membrane. NCBI's taxonomy places the organism in Eukaryota, Viridiplantae, Streptophyta, Magnoliopsida, Proteales, Proteaceae. The transcript has 3 exons. The coding region runs from base 460 to 1293 and encodes 277 amino acids.